UCGCCCACGACUGAAAUUGACCAAAAAUGGGCAACUGCAAUGGUCUCCCCUCGACUCUCUCGCAGCUCCGUAACGAUUCCGAUUCUUCCAAUGCCGUCAACAACAACGUCCACGUCAAGCCCGCCCCGUCUCCACCUCCCUCCACUCGCCCCCACCCCUCUGCGGAUAAUCAUCCCGGCGGAACUGCUAGCGCAGUUGGCCGUGUUCUAGGUCGCCCUAUGGAAGAUGUCCGUUCCACCUACACCUUCGGUCGUGAGCUCGGCCGUGGCCAGUUCGGCGUUACUUACUUGGUUACCCACAAAGAAACGAGAGGGCAAUUUGCUUGCAAAUCCAUCGCCACGCGCAAACUCAUCAACCGCGAUGACAUCGAGGAUGUACGCCGCGAGGUCCAGAUCAUGCACCACCUCACCGGCCACAGAAACAUAGUGGAGUUGAAGGGGGCGUAUGAGGAUAGGCAUUCUGUGAAUUUAGUGAUGGAGUUGUGUGCCGGAGGAGAGCUGUUCGAUCGGAUCAUUGCCAAAGGACAUUACUCUGAGAGAGAGGCUGCGAGGUUGUUUAGGCAGAUCGUGACGGUGGUGCACAAUUGUCAUACAAUGGGCGUAAUACACAGGGAUUUGAAGCCUGAGAAUUUCCUGUUCUUGAGUAAGGAUGAAAAUUCGCCACUAAAGGCUACAGAUUUCGGACUCUCGGUGUUUUUCAAGCCAGGGGAUGUGUUCAAAGAUCUGGUUGGAAGUGCUUUCUAUGUAGCUCCUGAAGUAUUGCGACGGCGUUAUGGAGCUGAAGCUGAUGUUUGGAGUGCUGGGGUGAUCCUUUACAUUCUCCUUAGUGGGGUCCCACCUUUCUGGGGAGAAAAUGAACAGGGUAUCUUUGAUGCUAUUCUUCGGGGGCACCUUGAUUUCUCAUCCAAUCCAUGGCCUUCCAUUUCCAGUAGUGCUAAGGAUCUUGUGAAGAAGAUGCUACAAGCAGAUCCAAAAGAGCGGUUUUCGGCAGUUGAAGCCUUAAAUCAUCCAUGGAUGCGAGAAGAUGGUGAUGCAUCUGAUAAGCCUCUUGAUAUUGCUGUCUUGACUAGAAUGAAACAAUUCAGGGCAAUGAACAAGCUGAAAAAAGUUGCUCUAAAGGUAAUUGCAGAAAACCUUUCUGAGGAAGAAAUAAUGGGCUUGAAGGAAAUGUUCAAAUCCAUGGAUACAGAUGGCAGUGGAACAAUUACCUAUGAGGAAUUAAAGGCUGGCCUUCCUAAACUUGGUACCAAACUUUCUGAAUCUGAAGUAAGGCAGUUAAUGGAAGCGGCUGAUGUUGAUGGAAAUGGAACAAUCGAUUAUAUUGAGUUUAUAACAGCCACUAUGCACAUGAAUAGAAUGGAAAGAGAGGACCAUUUGUAUACUGCUUUCCAAUACUUUGACAAGGACAAUAGCGGGUAUAUUACAAGGGAAGAACUGGAGCAUGGUCUUAAGGAGUAUAACAUGGGCGAUGAGAAAACAAUAAAAGAGAUCAUUGCGGAAGUUGACACUGACAAAGAUGGUAAAAUCAACUACGAGGAAUUUGUGGCUAUGAUGAGAAAAGGCAACCCAGAACUUGUUCCUAACAGAAGACGCAAAUAAUCUGCAUACGACUUGCAGGUCUUCUGGCUUAACAUCACCGGUUGACUAGUUUGUUGAUUGUAGAGGAAAUGCUUUUGCUGCUUGGAAUCUGAGGCUAGACCUUGCACGCUUUAAACUGCCACUGGCUUUCAUUCGUUACAGAAAUGACCUUAGAUUGCCCUCAAACUUCAUUAGAGCUUUUAAUUCUGUGCUGGUUAGGCAGAUUUACUUGGUCAAAUGCGAGAACAAAGUUAGAACUACAAUACGUGUUCCUCCCAAGUUUGUUUCCUGGAUGAUCUCUAUUUUAGAUUUGCUUGUAUGUUUUUGGAAGCUGUUUCUGCUACCAAAGGAAAUGUUACUGCCACGAAAAAAUCUAGCUUCCCUUCUUUAACAGAC
Molecule: messenger RNA, 1973 nt
Organism: Rubroshorea leprosula
Lineage: Eukaryota; Viridiplantae; Streptophyta; Magnoliopsida; Malvales; Dipterocarpaceae
Source: the annotation of a GenBank genome assembly